Messenger RNA from Pistacia vera, 2048 nucleotides. Its product is annotated as polyphenol oxidase, chloroplastic-like. The record is from RefSeq and is a predicted model, not a curated record. The coding region runs from base 38 to 1840 and encodes 600 amino acids. Lineage: Eukaryota; Viridiplantae; Streptophyta; Magnoliopsida; Sapindales; Anacardiaceae. Gene Ontology annotation, biological process: pigment biosynthetic process. The transcript has a single exon. Gene Ontology annotation, molecular function: catechol oxidase activity.
CACCUUAAUCACAACAAAACCGGGAAACCAAAGAUUCAUGGUCAUGGCGUCGAGUUUCUCUCUAUCAUCCACCACUCCGAUCAUCCUCACCUCCUCUGUCUCUCCUUCUCAAAAGGCAUCUCAACUCUCCAUUGUUCGAAAGCGUAAACCCUAUUCCAUUCGUAAAUCUUCAGUAUCAUGCACAGCCACAAAUGGUGAUCAAAACCCUAUCCCUAGUUCCAAAGAUGGAGUAACUUCUGUGAACAAAUUCGAUAGAAGAGAUGUCCUACUUGGUCUGGGAGGUCUCUAUGGAGUGGCCAAUCUCUCUUCUGAUCCAUUUGCCUUGGCUUCUCCGAUUCAAGCUCCGGAUUUAACCAAAUGUGGCAAAGCUGACUUACCUACUGGUGCAAAACAAACAAAUUGCUGCCCACCAUCAUCUACGAAAAUCAUAGACUUCAAGCUCCCUAAAUAUAAUACUUUGCGAAUCAGGCCUGCCGCACAUUUAGUUGAUGAUGCAUACAUAGCGAAAUACUCCAAGGCUAUUAAGCUCAUGAAAGCUCUUCCUGCCGAUGACCCACGUAGCUUCACGCAACAAGCCAAUGUUCAUUGCGCCUAUUGUGAUGGGGCUUACCACCAAGUUGGCUUUCCCGAUCUUGACCUUCAAGUUCACAACUCGUGGUUGUUUUUCCCGUUUCAUAGAUAUUAUCUUUAUUUCUAUGAGAAGAUAUUGGGAAAAUUGAUUGAUGAUCCAACUUUUGCUUUGCCAUUCUGGAAUUGGGAUUCCUCUCCUGGCAUGAAAAUGCCUGCCAUGUAUGCAAACUCUAGUUCACCACUUUACAACACACUACGCGAUGCAAAGCACCAGCCACCGACACUCGUCGAUCUUGAUUAUAAUCUUACUGAUGAAACCACAACAAAUCAAGAUCAAAUUAAUAGCAAUCUUAAGGUCAUGUACAGACAGAUGGUGUCUAAUGGCAAGAAUGCUAAGCUUUUCAUGGGAAGUGCAUACCGUGCCGGUGAUGAAUCUGAUCCAGGAGCGGGUUCGUUGGAGAACAUUCCACAUGGGCCGGUUCAUAUAUGGUGUGGCGAUCGCACACAGCCGAAUAUAGAGGACAUGGGGAAUUUCUACUCAGCAGGGAGAGACCCUAUCUUUUUCGCUCAUCACUCGAACAUUGACCGAUUGUGGACGGUUUGGAAGACAUUAGGAGGGAAGAGAAAAGAUUUCACUGACUCAGAUUGGCUUGACGCCAGUUUUCUUUUCUAUGAUGAGAACGCCAAUCCUGUUCGUGUUAAAGUUCGUGAUUGUCUAGAUACUAAAAAAUUGGGAUAUGUUUAUCAAGAUGUUGAAAUUCCAUGGCUAAAAUCUAAGCCAACGCCUAAAAAGUUUUUCAAGAAAGUGGCAAAGACGUUUGGUCAUGUAGCACAUGCAGCUGAGUUGAAAACAAACUUUGUUGCGGCAACCCAAUUCCCCAUAGUUUUGGACAAAACUAUAAGCACUGUGGUUCCGAGGCCAAGGAAAUCAAGGAGCAAGAAGGAGAAAGAAGAGGAAGAGGAAGUAUUGGUGAUAGAGAGCAUUGAGUUUGAAAAAGAUGCGGCGGUGAAAUUUGAUGUGUUUAUCAAUGAUGAGGAUGAGGUGGCAACUGGGCCGGACAAGACUGAGUUUGCGGGGAGUUUUGUGAGUUUACCGCACAAGCAUAAGCACCACAAGAAGAUGAAGACUCGUUUGAGAUUGGGACUGACAGAUUUGUUAGAGGAUUUGAAUGCUGAGGAUGAUGACAGUGUGGUGGUGACUUUGGUGCCGAGAUAUGGGAAGGGUCUUGUUAGCGUUGGAGGUAUUAAGAUUGAAUUUGCCGAUGAUUAAGAUUAAUUAGUCAUCUUACGUACCUUGCUUGUUUAACUCAUGGCUUUGACAAGACUAUUGUGUUUUAUUUGGAUUAAUUAUGUAUGCAUAUUGAAGCUGCUUGCAUAUAAUCCCAUUUUGCAAUCAACUGGAAGAUUCUUAUUUUUGAGUAAAUAAAUGAGAAAAAAUAUGCUUCAGUUUCAUGUGUCAACUUAUAUCACAAACGUAC